AUGGACUGCUUCUAUGCGGCAUUGCUCUACCAGCACGUGAAAGAACCAAUGCGUAUUCGGCUAGGGCUGAGACCGUCCACCUUGGAUCUGGUCCUCACACGGCAAGAGAGUGAGAUCAGCGACCUAAAGCAGAAGAUUCCUCUCGGUAAAAUCGACCACAAUGUAUUGUUGCUGGAAACAUGCAUUGCGAAGGAAAAGCCACCCCGCAAUUUCGGGCGAAUGGACAUAGAGGACUUGAGGCGAGAUGCUCAUACUAGAGCAUGGUUCCCGCAGGGAACAGAAGCGUCCGUGGAUCAACGAUGGGAGAAAAUCCGCGACCAGCAAAUAGACCUGACGGAGAGGCAUGCCCCCUUGCAGCCUCAGCGUGAUGCCCACAAACCGCACUGGUGGAAGCCGACCAUUAAACGUGCCAUAGGGGAAAGGGCUCGUAGGUGA
Messenger RNA from Echinostoma caproni, 435 nucleotides. NCBI's taxonomy places the organism in Eukaryota, Metazoa, Platyhelminthes, Trematoda, Plagiorchiida, Echinostomatidae. The record is from the annotation of a GenBank genome assembly.